Molecule: messenger RNA, 924 nt
Organism: Trypanosoma brucei brucei TREU927
Lineage: Eukaryota; Euglenozoa; Kinetoplastea; Trypanosomatida; Trypanosomatidae
Product: adiponectin receptor protein 1
Exons: 1
Coding region: 1-924 (307 amino acids)
Cellular component (GO): membrane
Molecular function (GO): signaling receptor activity
Source: RefSeq, a predicted model, not a curated record
AUGGAAUCCACAGUCACCGGUGAACCGUGUCAUGCGUGCGAAAAGCAGGAAACAACUGAUGAACACAGUCGCUGUGGCCGCGGGACGCUGCCGCUGUACCACAUUCAUUCAACGAAAGUGCCAGAAUACAUGAAGGACAAUCCAUACAUCUAUACUGGCUAUAGGGCACAGUAUACCACUAUGAUGUGCCUGCGGAGUUUCCUUGCGGUUCACAAUGAGUCGUUGAACGUGUGGACCCAUGCGUUUGGGUUUGUUGUUUUUGUAUUGCUUUCAAUUCUACUUUUCACGAACGUGGUGCUGGCCCGAGAGUACGUUUGGCACUGUGUAGUUUAUGGAGGCUUUAGUUUUGCUUGCCUAAUGUGUAUGCUAUGUAGCACAGUUUACCAUCUGUUCAUGUGCCAUGAGAAUGAGGCAGUUUCAUUGUUUGUGGAGCUUGUGGACUAUCAUGGCAUUAGUGUCCUCAUAGUGGCGAGUUACAUUCCCCUGCUUUACAUUGGUUUCGCCUGUAAGCCAUAUUACCGGGCAAUUUAUAUGGUGAGCAUCAUCAUGUUUGGUACUUUAAGCGUUGUUUUCUCCUCUCUACCAAGUCUCCGUGAUGCAAAGUAUCGAUGGAUUCGCACAACUGUUUACAUUCUCAUGGCUGUAGGGGGAAUUGUGCCCCUCCUACAUUUCUAUGCCUUUACACCCCACAAUACUGAAAGUAUGAUGCCACUCAAAGGUGUGGCACUCAUGUUUGCACUUUACGGUGCUGGAGUCCUCUUCUACACAUCCCGAAUUCCUGAACGUUGGUUCCCUGGUCGGUUUGACAUAUACCUUUCAAGUCAUCAAAUAUGGCACGUUUUUGUACUUGCAGCCGCCUGUGUUCAUUUUUUCAGUUGCACAGCACUGUAUCAGCAGUGGUUGGUGAGCCGACACAUUUGUUAA